CCACCAGUUUUUGCAACUAUUUGACCCUAACAUCGUCUGUAGAGAUGGUGGAAGGACCAGGUUGUACUCUAAAUGGAGAGAAAAUUCGGAAGCGAGUGCGUCCGGGCCAAGUGGUGACUGGAAUGCGCGGAAGCGCCCUGUUGAGUCUGGAGGGCCCGGCGUGGCCUCGCGCAGCCUCCGUGGCUGGAGUCUCUCUUCAGGCUGCCGCAAUGAGUAACAAAAAGAAUUCCUUGAGUCUGCUUAAUGGAUGUGUUUACAGUGGUGUAGAAACUCUGGGGAAGGAGCUCUUUCUGUACUUUGGCACCAAAGCUUUACGGAUUCAUUUUGGAGUGAAAGGUUCCAUCUUGAUUAAUCCACACUUACAUAAAAACAACACUGGAACUGCUCCUGUAUUUGAAGUCCAGCUCACCAACGAUAUGAUUUGUAUCUUUGACUCUUCAGUGGAAGUCAGAAACUCAAAGGAAAGCCAACACAGAGUAAAAACAAUGGAAGAAUUAGAUGUGUGUUCACCUAAAUUCAGUUUCUCAAGAGCAGAAAGUGAGAUGAAAAAGCAGAAAGGGCGAAUGUUAUGUGACGUGUUACUGGAUCAGAAAGUGUUGCCUGGCGUCGGGAAUAUAAUCAAAAAUGAAGCUCUCUUUGACAGUGGUUUCCACCCAGCUGUUAAAGUCUGUCAGCUAUCAGAUGAACAGACUCAUUACCUUGUGAAGAUGACCCGUGACUUCAGCAUUCUCUUUUACAGGUGCCAUAAAUCAGGAUCUGCCAUCUCUAAACACUACAAGGUUUAUAAGCGUCCUAAUUGUGGUCAGUGCCACUGCAAAAUUACUGUGUGUCGCUUAGGGGAGAAUAAUAGGAUGACAUAUUUUUGUUCUCACUGUCAAAAAGAAAACCCUCAACAUGUUGAUAUAUGCACACUGCCAAUCAGAAAUCUUUUAGUCCACUGGACAUCUAGCAAAGAGGAGCUUUUGAUGGACACAAUGGCUCAGAAAUCUGAAGAGCAGUGGGCCUGUGUUGUCUGUACUCUAAUAAACAAACCUUCUGCCAAGGUCUGCGAGACUUGCUUGACUUCAAGGCCUGUUGAUUCAUUGCUGAAGAAUGAAGAAGAUUCUGUUGCCUUUAACAGCUUAGUGAAGUACCCUUGUAAUAGUUUUGGGAAAACUCAUGCGGAAGUAAAGAUCAAUAGGAAAACUGUCUUUGGAAAUACCACCCUGCUAUUGACAGAUUUUAGCAAUAAAUCCAGUAAUUUGGAAAGAAGAAAAAGCCAAAACCAGAUACUACAUGGGGAAUUUCAAAACAUUCUUUCUUCAAAUGAGUGUCUUUAUGAUACACAGCACCACUCCAAGGAGAGAACAAACUGUGUAAUGCAGCAACCCAACAAAGUAAACAUAUCACCUGCACUUUGCUCUCCAUCUGAAUUAUUUAGUCCAGCACAUAAAAAAUUGAAAAUAGCCUACCAUUCACCAACAGAUCCCACAAGUUACAACUCAGGAUUUACUAACAGUGGACUCCAGAUUAAUAUGGCAGAUCACCCGAGUUCUUUAAAUGCUCGUGUUCCUCAUUGCAGUAAACACAAGCGCCUCUGUGUUCUCCGAGUUGUGAAGAAGGAUGGUGAAAACAAGGGAAGGCAGUUUUAUGCCUGUCCUCUACCCCAAGAGGCACAAUGUGGAUUUUUUGAAUGGGCAGAUUUGUCUUUUCCAUUCUGCAGCCAUGGCAAGCGCUCCAUUAUGAGAACAGUAUUGAAGAUUGGACCUAAUAAUGGAAGGAAAUUUUUUGUAUGUCCUUUUGAGAAGGAAAAACAGUGUAAUUUUUUUCAAUGGGCAGAAAAUGGGCCAGGCAUUAAUAUUAUUCCAGAAUGCUAAUACUUUCUCAAACUUUUCAUAGUGUUUAGUCCCCCAUUUUAGUAAAAGGGUUGUAGAAUAUCUGAGACAUGUAAAUUAUAUCACUGUACUAUUUGAGAACCAUUCUUUUUAUUUCUAAUGUGUGCUAUCUUCCUA
Messenger RNA from Jaculus jaculus (lesser Egyptian jerboa), 1991 nucleotides. It is a transcript of the gene Neil3, whose product is annotated as nei like DNA glycosylase 3. Gene Ontology annotation, biological process: base-excision repair. Gene Ontology annotation, molecular function: zinc ion binding; damaged DNA binding; DNA-(apurinic or apyrimidinic site) endonuclease activity. The transcript is spliced from 10 exons. Gene Ontology annotation, cellular component: nucleus. NCBI's taxonomy places the organism in Eukaryota, Metazoa, Chordata, Mammalia, Rodentia, Dipodidae. Bases 45 to 1856 code for a protein of 603 amino acids. The record is from RefSeq and is a predicted model, not a curated record.